UCGUUCCAUGCGGCAUGGCCAUUCACCUUCAAUCGACCUGUGCUUGUUAUUCAGUCGAGUCAUUUUGCGGCCUAUUUUCGUCAUCAUAACAACUAUAAUCAAACAAUUUUACAUGCAUUACCAACAAGUAACUUCGUCGCCACCUCACUUCACUCACCAAAAGAAACCUAGCAGGCAGCAAGUGACAGUAAUAGGGACGAACCGAUUUGUUAUUGCUACUGUGAAAUCCGACUUUUCUAUCCUGCCCUGUACAUUUUGUAUAGUAUUGCAGUGUGUUUUUUUGGUUUGUUUACAUUUUGAUAAUUUUGAAGACCUCAAGGAUUGUGUUUGAAUUUGAACCAUCCAUGAUGACGGAUGAAAAGUAUAAGCCUGUAAAUUUAGUGACCAAUGGUGACAUGAUGCAGGCUGAUGUACCGGUGGAGACGGUGAAAGUUGACCAUUCUGAGGAGGGUGUUCGACGCGAGCAAUGGAAUAACAAAGCUGAGUUUAUCUUGAGUUGUAUCGGCUAUGCUGUCGGUUUGGGCAAUGUGUGGAGAUUCCCCUAUCUCUGUUAUAAAAAUGGAGGAGGAGCCUUUCUCAUCCCGUAUGCGAUCUGUCUCCUGGCAGCUGGAGUCCCUCUCUUCUUCAUGGAGGUCGCUCUGGGACAGUUCAUGAGUCGGGGAGGAAUUGGUGUGUGGAAGAUAUGUCCGCUUUUCCAAGGUAUUGGUGUAGCCAGCGUAGUCUUGGUGUUCCUUGAGACCUUGUACUACAUCGUCAUCCUCGCCUGGGCACUCUAUUACCUCGCCAUGUCAUUCCAGGCCGAGUUGCCCUGGUCACACUGCAACAACAGUUGGAAUACGCCCAGAUGUAAAGUGUCAUUUCGAUCAUCCGUAAACUGUACCCAAGGAGGCGGCGCGAUGAACUUGACCUGCACAGAUCUCGUCAAUGUUUCAUAUGUUGCUAAGGCAAAUGUGACGACAGUCGACCCCGUCAUUGAGUUUUGGGAGAGGAAGAUUCUUCAGAUCUCCUCUGGUAUUGACGAGCCAGGUACCAUUGUGUGGGAGCUAGCUCUAGCGCUGUUCGUCGCCUGGGUUAUCUGUUACUUCUGUGUCUGGAAGGGUGUCAAGUCGACGGGAAAGGUGGUCUACUUCACUGCCACAUUCCCAUAUGUCGUGAUCACGAUCUUGUUGAUUCGUGGUGCCACCCUAGAUGGCGCUGCCGAAGGCGUGUUAUACUAUUUGAAACCAGACUUCGCACUUCUCGGAAAGCCACAGGUUUGGAUUGAUGCCGGUACACAGAUAUUCUAUUCCUAUGCAAUCGGUCUUGGCGCUUUGACGGCGCUUGGUAGCUACAACAAAUUUAACAAUAACUGCUACAAGGAUUGCAUCUUCAUCUGCUGCGUGAACAGCUUCACAAGCUUGUACUCUGGCUUUGCCAUCUUCUCGGUGCUAGGCUUUAUGGCCAAAGAGCAAAAUGUUGACAUCGCGUACGUCGCAGAGUCAGGUCCAGGUCUGGCAUUCAUCGCCUACCCGAAGGCCAUCACCCAGAUGCCAGUCGCCCCGCUAUGGGCGGUGCUAUUUUUCUUUAUGGUUCUCUUGCUUGGCCUCGAUAGCCAGUUUGUGAUGUGUGAGGCGUUCAUCACAUUUGUCCUUGACCUUUUCCCGCAACAGAUGCGGAAAGGAUACAGACGCGAGAUUUUUAUAGCUAUUUACUUCUUCGUAGCCUUCCUUGGAGGGUUAACCAUGAUCACCAAUGGGGGCAUGUAUGUCUUCCAGCUGUUUGAUUACUAUGCCGCCAGUGGCAUGAGUUUACUGUGGAUAGUCUUCUUCGAGGUGCUAGUCGUUGGAUGGGUUUAUGGUGCUGGUCGUUUUUACAAAAAUAUUGAGUUGAUGAUUGGAUAUUCUAUCUUACCCUGGCUCAAGAUUUGUUGGUGGCUAUUUACUCCUUUAGUUGUUGUGGGCAUCUUUAUGUUCAACAUAAUUCAGUUUGAAGUCUUGACGUACAACAAAACGUACCACUACCCACCUUGGGCGACGGGCCUAGGUAUCUGCUUAGCUUCCGUGUCCAUGAUUCAGAUCCCUCUGUACCUGGUCUACAAGGUGGCGCGGACUCCAGGGACUUUGACAGAGCGUUUUGCACGGUUAGUCGCCCCAGAUAUACCAAAAGAUGUCAGGUGGAACAUGAAAAACUCGAACGAUUGCUCACUAUCCACUGAUAGUGACGAAUUCAUCCCAACGAAACAGCCCUCAAUUCUCAUCAAAGUGGAAAUGGCGCCCUUUAAGAGCCCGGAACAAGAACUGUUCAUUGAUAACCAAUCACAGAAGGGGUGCAGGUGACACCAUGAUGUCAUAGGUCCGUGUAGUUUGCUGGCAACAGUCAUUGCGAUAUCGGGAAAGAUGUGAUGCGUCCAAGCUGGCUUCAUCAGAGCGAUUUCAGCGGAGUGAAUUUUUAGAAUUAUUGCAUGUAUAAGCUGAUCGGAUGAGCCAGGCUAAUUGUGUACUGUCAGUCUAAUUAGUUUACCAUGUUAAUAAUGGUACAGCUCUUGAUUUAUUACAACUUUCUGAAAACUCAUUGGUAGAAGCUCUCCUCGAGGUUUGCUUGAAGAUUGGCUUCCGAUAAGUUUCAAAUGUGACUGUUGCUGUUCAGCAACUGUAAGAAGGUGGACAUUUUCAAUGAGUGGCUUAAAAUUUGUUGACUUGAAAUGGCUUAUCUGUGGUAGUUUGGCUGUAAUUAAUUGAUGACUUGCGUCAGCUGAAGUUGUAUUUAUAAUAAUGUAUUGGACAAGGAAAAAGGGAUGAACAGCCUUGUGUAUGG
Molecule: messenger RNA, 2793 nt
Organism: Lineus longissimus
Lineage: Eukaryota; Metazoa; Nemertea; Pilidiophora; Heteronemertea; Lineidae
Product: sodium- and chloride-dependent creatine transporter 1-like
Exons: 14
Coding region: 345-2315 (656 amino acids)
Biological process (GO): sodium ion transmembrane transport
Cellular component (GO): plasma membrane
Molecular function (GO): gamma-aminobutyric acid:sodium:chloride symporter activity
Source: RefSeq, a predicted model, not a curated record